Messenger RNA from Linum trigynum, 3392 nucleotides. The record is from the annotation of a GenBank genome assembly. Lineage: Eukaryota; Viridiplantae; Streptophyta; Magnoliopsida; Malpighiales; Linaceae.
GUACGGACUUCCACGUCAUCACCAUAUCGUUGCCUUGCCCUAGGCGCCUGGCCUCGCUGUUCUCCAUGAUGACAUGUGCCAGGCGCCUAAUGAGCGAUCAAUCCUCAUCCCUGUUUCCUUAGGCGCCCCAACCAAUGCGCCUUCUCGGACAUGACUGGUCGGACCUCUGACUUCGUCUAGCUGAUCAUCCCUAGACUGCCCUUGGGCCUCUUUAAAUGGACCCAACUCCUCUUUGGGCCCUCUCUUGGACUCCCUUUGGGCUUGUCACACGCACCUAGCUCUUUGACGUGCUGUAAGUUUUCCCCCAUCCAUAUACCCCCAACAGUAUUCUAUAGAAUGACUGCUUGAGAUCAACUUAUCUCAACCGCAGAGCUGACGUGAUUCAAUUUCAACUGUUGUAUUUGUAAGAGUUGAAUGGUGCAAGUGUAUCAAUCUAACCGUUGAAAUUUGGAGUGCGAUCGAACCGUGUUGUGCUUGCACAUUAUCUGUUAGAGUUUCUAGCAUUAAUCCAUUCAAGGGACGAAUGAGAAUGUGGUGGAAAACUCAAUAACGGGUCGGUCAAAUCAUGUCAACUCACACAUAAAAACUCUUAUCAGCCCAACAAUUGAAUUGUCGAUAUUGAAAUUUAACACCAUAUUCUCAGUCUUCUCGACAUUGAUGGGCGUACGCUCCCAACGAAUCACAUGCUCAUCAUGGAUUUCACACCCUCUUAAAUUCCAUCAUAUAUCAAUCAUCUACCGCAUUUUAUGUACGCUUAUAAACCUAGUAACAUUUUGUACGGACCCGAACUUCGACUCUAGAUCGGAUAUGAGCCAUCCAAAUUUGUCCAAAUGAGUAAGACAUGAUCACUUAAUAAUACACAAAAAAAUAUGUCAUAAACCAGUUGGUUCCAAUAACUCGAGUUGUUAGGAGAAGGUUAUGCUGGAUCUUAUACAGGUCAAUGUAUGGAACUUAACCACUUCCUUACACGCACCCUCAAACGAAAGCUGAUUCAUGGGCUUGAAGUUUGCACAUGGCCACUAUACCAUGUGUUUGAAAGACAACUAUUAAUAUUGGGGAUUGUAAAAACUUGAACACGUUAACUUAAUGAUAAACCAAGGUUUAUGACAAAAUAAGAAAGCCCAUUUAAAACGAACAGCUUUGUAUCUCAACUUCAACCGUUCUAAAUUAUCUUUUUGCAGAGUGAGCCGACCAAUGUGACCGGCCGGAGACAAUUUUCACGAGCCGACGCCACGCCAUGGAUAUCAUUUUUGGAUCGAUCUUUCCAGUAGAUUGAUCAGAAAAAGAACAAGGAGGGAGGCAGGUAAACGUGCUUUGAAAAUGACAGCAGACGUGUCUCACUCUCCCAAUCUCCACCUCUCCUUUGCUCUCUGCCUCUCUCACCUCUCACAAACUCGUUCCUCUGUCUCCACUCUGCCACUCCUCCCUUUUUCCCUCGCCCGCAUAUUUAAGAUUGUCUCCUUCCUUCCUCAAUCCUCAUCCUCCACCCAGCAACCCCAACCAGCCGAAGUAGCCACCAAUAGCACAGCAGCCACUGAUAAAAACAUCAAGCCAAAAAAUAGAUAGCCAGGUCCCUUUUUCUUCUUCCUCUGCUUUUCCCCCCGUGUGACUCACGAGCUCGCCAUUGCCGCAAAAAGCAAGCAGUACCCAUCCAUAUUCCAAGAAAGGCAAAGAAACCCAUCACAAGGAAAAACAAGAAGCGGAGUGGGUUUCAGAUAAAAAGCUAAAAAAAAGGGGGGAAAGAAGAAACGAUUUAUUAUGGACACAGGUUUCAGCACUGCUACUGCAGGGGCCGCUCAAUCUCAUCACAGUCUUAAUCAUAACCAUGGGCAGGUGCUGGACGGUUCGGAUAUAAUGGAGUUGGUUGGGAACGAGAAAGUGUUUAGCAGCUUCGUCGAUCAUAAGUUCUCUGAACUGGAUAGAGACAGAGACGGCCAUCUCUCCGUCAAAGAGCUCCACCCUGCCGUCGCUGAUAUUGGCGCUGCGCUUGGCUUGCCUGCUCAAGGCUCUUCCCCUGACUCUGAUCUCAUCUACUCCGAGGUUCUAAAUGAGUUCACCCAUGGCAAGCAAGAGAAAGUGAGCAAGACCAAGUUUAAAGAGGUGCUUUCAGAUAUUCUGAUAGGCAUGGCUGCAGGUUUGAAGAGAGACCCUGUGGUCAUACUCCGUAUCGAUGGAGAAGACCUGUUGGAGUUCAUCAAUGGACCAGGCUAUGAACCAGAGAUGCUUUCUAUCUUCUCAGAGUUGGAAUCACCUGACGCUUAUCCACUCCAUGAUUGCAUAGUCAAAGCCUUUGAGAAACUUACAGUCGAUCAUGGGAUACCUCCCUGCUCUGAUUCUUGGGUGUUAAGCAACAUACUGGAGCCAUCACUGCAAUUACUUGCUGACCAAGAACUGAACAAGCCUGCUGCCGCUCAAGAGACAUUCUUAGCUGCAUUCAAGAAAGCAGCUGAAUGUGUGGCUCAACGUCUGAAAGAGCAUCCUGUCAUCGUCGCACAUACCGAGAACACUUUUGAUGGAAGUGGGAUUAGGAGACUUCUGUCCAACAAGUUUGAACUAGACAAAAUGCUGAACUCAACACUAGAAAAUGUGCCAAGGGAUCGGACUGGGAAGAUAUCCAAAGAGUACUUGCGGAUGGCACUUGAUUCAGUUUCUCCAUCUGCUGGUCUACCACCAAUUGGUGCAAUUGAAGAGAUGGAUCAGGUGUUGAAUGAAGCACUCAAGAUGGUGAAUGCUGACGACGGGAAGCAGCUGAAGGAGGACGAGUUCAGGAAGACAGUGGCUGAAAUGUUGGGCAGCAUAAUGUUGCAAUUGGAAGGGAAUCCAAUCUCAGUGGCUUCAAACUCCGUUGUCCAUGAACCAAUUGCCUCUGCCUCUACACUUCUGCAGCCAUCUUCCUAGUUCUAGUACCUCUCUCAACACUUUUUACUGUGUCAGAAGAGAACGAUAGACUGAUACUAAUAAUAAAAUACGCGGAAGGCAAAGGAGAAGAUAGAAGAACUGUUUCUGAUGUUACUCUCGACUGGAUCAAUGACCAAAACAGACAGUUCUACUUCUUCACUACUUGCUGCUGUAAUGUGUUCUUUUGGUUGGUGUACUAGACACUAAUAGCUUGCGCUAAUCAUUCUAUAUAUGGAAUGGCUUUCCCCUCCCUGUAAAGAUGGACCCUUUUUUUGGAAUAUGGCUUCGUGUUCUGCUCUCGUAGCAAAGCGAUGUUCCAAAUCUGCUCUUUUGGAAAAUGAUCUUAUCAGAAUCAUAGUACAGACUUAUCUACCCUUACCAUUUUGUGGCUCCAUGAACGGUAUCAUCCAUAUACUAAGAAGAAUGCCAUAAGGUACCCAAAUUUCCUUCUCUGCUUUCAUGUAUGUACAAUGCACUAAAUCGACAUUCCCAAA